GUGUCGCAUAGCAACCGCGAGUGUCGCCUCGCCUCGCGUCGCGUCGCUUCUUGCGGAGUUUCACACGCGCUCAUGUGACGCGCCGCCUACGGAAGAAGUGUCUUGCAGGUUUUUUCUCUGUUUCAGUGGAGAAACACACACGGACUAACUUAGUUUACAGCCGUCCGGGGAAAAACGACAAGAACUCCCAGUCAGAGCGAACGAGCGAGCCCAAGUUCUGCCGGAGAGCACUUCUUCCCGAUGACUCCCUAAGCGAGUGGUUCUGGCUCAUCCCAGAGGGCUCGUGGGCGUUCCCGUCAUGUCCUCGGUCCCGCUGGAAGGAUCCCAGCUGGUGUCGGAGUGGCUGAAUCACCUCCGGCUCGACCAGUACAGCUCCGCCUUCCAGGAGUCCGGGCUGGGAAUGCUGUGGGAAUGCCAGGAUUUAUCCUCGGCUAAGCUUCAGCGAAUGGGCGUGGCUCUUCCCGGCCACAGAAAGCGGAUCCUCGGAAGUCUCCGCAAAAUCUUCCCAUCGGAGGCCGAGAUGGAGGACGAGGAGGAGCGAGAGAACGACAGACCCGUCGCCAAAGAAAGAACGAAAUUGCCGACGGAAAACAAGCGUUUGCCUCCCGUCCCGCCUCGUCUAAUGCCUAAUCGACCUCCCGUUCCCUUCACUCCUGGCUCUGUAACCGCGGAAACACCUGGACGAGCCACGCCCAUCCCGACUCCGAGGCCACGCCCACGCCCACAGGACCUUCCUCUUAAAGGGCCGGCGCAGCAACUCCAGAAAAGCGAGAGCAAACACUCCCCUCAGUCGCCUACAUCAUCAUCUUCCUCUUCUUCCUCGUCUUCGGAGCGCUUCCACCUGUACGAACAGUGUUCAUCUUCCUCUCCGGGAGAAGCGGGUGUUCCUCCUCUUCCUCCGAAGAGCUACGCCGUGGCCGUCUCUAAAGAGCCUAAAGACGAGCCGGUGCCGUACAGACCCCCCGUUCCUCCUCCUCGCGUGUCCGUGGGCUCCAGGACUACAACUCCCAGAGGCACGUCGACCGGAAGCCCUCCCGCUGUCAGCUCUCCUGCGGAUGAUCUCUCGCACACGGAUCGAGUCCCGGACGUCCCGCCUCGGAUCAGACCGAGAGAGAGAGAGAGAAGAGACGUCCCGCCUCCGCCCCUCAAAAGCACGCUGGAUUCAGGGGACAGCUCCGAUGAACAUGACGACCGCGAGCCCUGCGGAGACGCUAAGCUCGUAGACAUGGCCAACAAGAUGUCCUUGCUGGUUCCCAAGGCGACGAAGCCCCGGUACAGCAGCCUGUGCAGCGACGACGAGCUGCUCGAUGACGACACACACUGUUACCAGUCCGUCACGGUCAAACGGGGUUCGUGGAUCGAUGAUUUCGGCUCGAUCUCCAGCUCUCAGAACAGCAUCUAUCUGCCGCUCACGGGUCAUGUCAGCGCCUCGCCUCCUCGGGAAGGUUUCGAGUCCUCGAGCGUCCCGGUCAUUAAAAUGGGCUGGCUGGACAAGAAUCCUCCCCAAGGGUCCCUGAUCUACCAGAGACGUUGGGUCAAACUGGAUGCUGAAUACCUGAGAUACUUCGACACGGAGAAGGACGUCUACUCGAAGAGGAUCAUACCGACAGUGUCCAUCACCGGCGUGGUCAACGUGGGCGAUCAGAAGUUUGAGGUCGUGACGCACAAUCGCACUUUCCUGUUCCGCGCCGAGAGCGACUUGGACAGGAACGAGUGGGUGUCGACGUUGAAGAGCUGUGUCGGGGUGUCUCGGGGGCGGACGAGCCUGGACUUGACCUUUAACCCCUGUGUGAACUACGAGAUGAAGGGUUAUCUGGAGAUGCGAGGCCUGCGCUCCAAGCUCUACACGGUGGUGUGUGCCGAUAAAGUCUAUCUCUACAAAAACACUGAGGAUUAUCGUCUGGGAAUCGGGAUCACGUCUAUUGAUAUGAAUGUUGGGAAUGUGAAGGAGAUGGACAGAAGAGGGUUUGAUCUGACCACACCGUACCGCAUAUUCAGUUUUGUAGCUGACACAGAACAGCUGAAGGACCAAUGGGUGGAGGCGAUGCGCGACUCCAUUAAAGAAGCCUUGUCCAAUUACGAGGUUGCCGAGCGCAUCUGGGCGGAGCCGUCCAAUCAGAUGUGUGCGGACUGCAGCGCCGCUAAACCCGAGUGGGCCUCCAUCAACCUCGGCGUGGUGUUCUGCAAACGAUGCGCAGGAGAGCAUCGAGGUCUCGGCCCGAACAUUUCGAAGGUGCGCAGUCUCAAGAUGGACAAGAAGGUUUGGACUGAAGAUCUCAUCCAGCUGUUCCUGGCUCUGGGAAACGAGCGAGCGAAUCAGUUCUGGGCGGCUAACGUUCCCCCCAGUGAAGAGCUGACCCUGAACAGCAGCAGCGACGAGAGGCGGCGCUUCAUCACCGCCAAAUACAGAGAGGGCAAAUACCGCAGAUACCACACACUGUUCGGCAACCAGAGGGAGCUCAACAACGCGCUGUGCAUCAAUGUUCAGUCCAGCGAUGUGUGUGAGACGCUGGCUCUGGUGUUCUGUGGCGCUGAUGUGAACUGUGACACCGGUGACCCCGAGCUGACCUCUCCGAUCGCCCUCGCACAACACCACUCCCAGACCCUGCAGGUGGAGUUCCUGAGCCAGAACCGCAACACGGAACUCCCGAGGUCAGAGGUCAAGGUCGCCAUCGAUACGGUGCACUACAUGGCCCCGCCCUCCAUCACACAUAAUGGCUUCCUAUUUAAGACCGGGUCCAUGGCUCGACCAAUCACAGAAAAGAAGGGGAAAGAAGAGUUCAGCCGGCGCUGGUGUGUUCUGAACGACGGGAACUUCAGCUACUAUGAAAGUGACAAAAACGCUACGCCGAACGGAGGACUGAAGAUGAAGGAGAUCGUGUGCCUGGCCGUCAACCCCCCCGAGACUCAUGGGUACGAUCACACCUUCGAGCUUUACUCCGACUCCGAGCGCCUGUACCUGUUCGGCACGGACAAUCCCGACGCCAUGCGCGAGUGGGUCAAAUCCAUCGCUAAGUCGUUCAUUCCCUCGGGAGCAGAGGAUCUGCUGCUGAAGGACUUCGAGCGCAUCGGGCGCCUGCGCUACAAGGACCGGCUGAACCGGGAGAUGUCCCGACUGGGCUGGUUCUGUCUGGUGGGAUCCAGUCUACACAUCCGGCUGGAGGAGAACAACACCGACGAGACCAUCGACCUGCAGAAGCUGCAGGAGCUCUCGAUCCAGCCGGAGAAUGAGGCUCUGGUUCUGGUGGAGCGGGGCAGGACGCUGUACAUCGAGGGCGAGAGGAAGCUGGACUUCCAGGGCUGGGCGGCAGCGAUCCAGAGGAAUGCUGGGAGUUCUGGAGACACACUGAGCCAGCAGCAGCUGACGGACUCCGAUAUCCCCGUCAUCGUGGAGCGCUGCAUUCACUUCAUCACGCAAUACGGUCUGACCUCAGAGGGCAUCUACCGUAAGAGUGGUGUGAACAGUAGGAUCGCCGCCCUGCUGGAGGAGUUGAGGCGUGACGCGAGGUGUGUGUGGCUGAAGGAAGGAGAGCAUCAGGUGGACGACGUGUCUAACGUCCUCAAGCGCUUCUUUAGGGACAUCGAGGAGGGGCUGUUCGGCCCCGAGGCGAACGCCUGGCUCAGCGCCACAGGUGUGUCAGAUGAGAGCAGUCGUAUCUGUCAGUAUCGUCUUCUCUUCAGUAACCUUCCCCGAGUGAACCAGGCGACACUACGGGCGCUAGUUAAUCAUUUAUACUGCGUCCAGCGGUUUGCGGAUCUCAAUCAGAUGAAUCUGCAUAAUCUGGCGAUCGUGUUCGGGCCGACGCUGUUCCAGGCGGACGGGAAGGACUACAGCGCCGGCCGGGUCAUCGAGGACCUCAUCCAACACUACGUCACUAUAUUCCACGUGAACGAGCAGCAGCUGAAGAAGCAGUUAGAUGAGAUCACAUACAUCAUAAAGCUCAGAGACAAUCUCACGCCUAAAGCUGGAACGGGGAGUGGUGAUUUUAUCUGCACGGUUUACCUGGAGGAGAAGAAGGAAACAGCCGAACAGCAUGUAAAGAUUCCCGCGGCGAUGACAUCAGCAGAACUGACCUUUGAGGUUCUGGACCGGCGGAAACUGAGCGUGCGGGAGAAGGACUACUGGUGCUGCUUCGAGGUCAACGAGAAGGAGGAGACGGAACGCCCGCUGCACUUUCAGGAGAGAGUUCUGCCCAUCUUUCACUCUCUGGGGACCGACAGUCACUUACUCGUCAAGAAGCACUUCUCCAUGGAGGCCAUGCUGGUGUACCUGGCCAGUAAAGUGGAGGUGUCGAAGCACGGGAUGAUGAAGUUUCGAGAGGAGAGGAGCCUGCUGGGAUUGGGUUUGAGCUCCGGCAGCUUUAAUGACCGAUACUUCAUCCUCACCAGCGCCUCUCUCAGACUCUAUAAAGAAGUCCGGAGUAAUCGCCCCGAGAGAGAGUGGCCGGUCAAGUGUCUGAGAGUGUAUCUGGGCAUUAAGAAGAAGCUCCGCCCACCCACAUGUUGGGGACUCACUGUCGUCUAUGAGAGUGACAAACAGGAAAAGCAGGAGAGACAGCAGUGGUACCUGUGCUGCGACACACAGACGGAUAUGAGGGAAUGGUUCGCUACGUUCAUGAGUGUACAGAACGGUGGGCGAGUGUGGCCGGCGGAGUGGCUGAAGUCUCGCUCCACGAGUCGCUCGGCGCCGCUGGACGCUCGCUUCGGUAACGUGUCUCUGAUUCCUCUGCGCGGCAGUGAGAACGAGAUGAGGAAUAGUGUCGCCGCUUUCACAGCCGAUCCUCUCGCCCUCUUCAGAGAUGUGUGACGAAGUGAACCGUGAACAGGAUCUGAGUGUGUGAUGGUCUCUUCUCUGGAACUCUUCUCUUCUUCAGUGGCCGAGGUUCGGUGUUCAUGACGCUUCACACACACUUUCACCGUGGGUGCUUGGAUCACACACACACACACACACACACACACUCUGGGACUUCAGACUGUUACCGGCCCGUGUGGUUCGUGUUGGUCACAUGACCUGGAAAAGACUUUCAGAGACUUCCUGUGUGUUCUUAUAAACAGACUUUAUAAAUUAUUUUAGUUUUAAUGUCAGUAAGAGAGAGCUGAAUCACAUCAAACUGUGUGAAUCGUGUGUGUGUGUGUGUGUGUUUAACAGUACAUUCACAGCAUGGCAGAAUUACUAUUAUAAUAAUCAUAAUAUACGGUAUAUAUACUGAUGAGCCAAAACAUUCUGACCCAGAUAUUAAUAUGAGAUUAUGGAUCUGUUCACCUGUGGCUGAUUAUAAUGUUGUGGCUCAUCAGUGUGUGUGUGUGUGUGUGUGUGUGUGUGUAAAACUGCUGUGAUGUGCAAACCAACAGUUACAAUAGGUCAGAGAUCCACUGCAUUACAUAAUCAUUCUGACAUGAUGUGAACCUCAUAUUACUGUGUGUGUGUGUGUGUGUGUGUGUGUGUGUGUGAGUGUGUGAGAGAGAGAUUCUGUGUGUGAGAAAGAGAGAGAGAGUGUGUGUGUGUGUUCAUGUGUCUGUUUCACAUUGAAUCCUGUAGAAAUGAAGCGAUGAUGUUUUAUUGAUAUGUGUGUAAUAUAAGUUUAUUGCUAUAAUUAGCCUUUAUAAUUGAAUCAUGAUGUUUCGCACAUUUAUCAUUCCAUAUGAGACUGAUUGUAGCGUUUUAAUAAGAGUUUAGUUUACACACACACACACACGCUGGGGCUGGAUAAUGAAUCUGAUGCGUUUAAUGAAUCUCAGACUGUAAAUAAACACAGAGGCCGCCCGCGUCUGAUCGGAUAAUUCACUUCCUGUCUCAGUUUGAGGAUUUGAUGUGGAAUUAAAUCAGUGUAUAAUAGAGUUAUCCUCCAUCAACUGCUAAAAAUGAAGACUUGUGUUAAAUAUGAAGUAUUACACGUUCAUCCGUCAGUCGUGAUUCAGACCAUGAUGGAUUAGCUCACGUGUGUGUCCGUGUUUUGGACCCCAUUGACUUCCAUUACACGGCCGGAUCGUAGUUAGUUUUAAGUUAAUUUGAUGUUUGGAUGAACUGUUCUUUUCAAACACGUCCAUUGAGAGCAGUGUUUAGUCUUAUUAAAAGGUUAUUUUGACGUCCGCAUGUUGAGAUUUUACCUGGUUUCAUGAAGUCUUUGUACAUGUUUUGUAUUUGCUUAUUGUUUCAUUUGAUCAGUGUGUAAAAAUAUUAUAAUUGUAAAUGUUUCCCAGUGUUUGUGUAAUCAGUAAUCUUCAUUCUGAUCGUUCUCAAUAAGGCCAGGACGAGAGUCGAUAGUUUGAAAUGUGGAUUUUCUAAAAUCAUUUCUGUGUUUUUGAGGAGUUUCUGAAAUGAACUUGUGCAGCUCAUAUUUCACCUCAAACGUAACACAAACAUACAUGUGGAAAUUUUGCUUUAAAUAAACUUAAGCAAAAUAUG
This is a messenger RNA of Pimephales promelas (fathead minnow), 6406 nucleotides long. RefSeq names its product ArfGAP with RhoGAP domain, ankyrin repeat and PH domain 1 (gene arap1). NCBI's taxonomy places the organism in Eukaryota, Metazoa, Chordata, Actinopteri, Cypriniformes, Leuciscidae. The record is from RefSeq and is a predicted model, not a curated record. Gene Ontology annotation, biological process: regulation of cell shape; signal transduction; positive regulation of GTPase activity. Gene Ontology annotation, cellular component: cytoplasm. Gene Ontology annotation, molecular function: GTPase activator activity; phosphatidylinositol-3,4,5-trisphosphate binding; protein binding.